AUGCUGCUAUUUAAUUGUGUAAGCAGAAGACAUUUGUUUUUGUUUUAUGGAGAAGAAAGCAAAGUUGGCAAUCCAAUAAUAAAGAAUGUCGUCGUUAAUCGUUCUUUAAUUUUGGCUUGUCAAAUUUCGACUGGAACUGACGAAUUACUUCAAUACACGUGGACCAGAGAUAAAAGAGAUCUUCAAAAAGAUUCAAGAUUUUCCAUUCUAAUUUGGGGCGGGUUGUUCAUUCGAAAUGUGAGAAAAGAUGAUAAAGGAACAUACAAUUGUGUCGCAAAGACGUUUGAUCCACCAAUGAUCACCUUAAUUAAGCGACGAAUCAUUGCUAGAGAAGGUCGCAAUAUCCUUUUACCUUGCUCUUCAAAAGGAAACCCCUCGAAAAUCACUACAAAGUGGUCUUUGAAUGGAAAAAACCCUCUCAAAUCAUUUGGUACAAAUCUACAUCUUAAUGGAACUCUUGUUAUAAGAAAGAUUAGCUCGCAGAAUGAAGGUGUUUAUAAAUGUACCCCUUUUAAUGAGAUUGGUGCAGGGAACUCAGCGGAGACAUUUGUUCUUGUUGCUGCAAAACCAAAAUUUACUAGAAUACCUCCAAAAACGUUGACAGUGAAACUUGGCGGGACUUUCAUGUUAAUAUGCAACGCUACAAUCCCACAUAUUAUUUGGAGGAAAAUAAAUGAAUCGUUACCGGAGAGUCGGACGACGGUCAGCGGUAGUCAUUUUUCUAUUCACGAUGUUCGAAUCGAAGAUAGUGGCACAUAUGAAUGCCAAAUUGGAACAUUAAGAUAUGCACCACGAACAACAGUUGAAGUUCUUGUUGAAUCAACUCCUGUCCCGCCCAUCAUCACAAUGGUAAAAAACGUUUCCAAGUCUGUUGCAGUAUCAUGGAAGAGUGGCUACAAUGGCGGUACACCUCAAACUCUUGAGAUAUGGUAUAGGUUGACCAAUACAGAUGAUUACCAUUGGCAAAUCAUGAAAAAUAUUCCUGAUCAUGUCACAUCCUAUGAAAUAGAUGAUAUUGACAACCAGAAUUCAUAUAUCUUCAGUAUGAGGGGAUUAAAUAAUCUGGGAUCUGGAGUCUUUAGUCCAAUAUUUUGCUCUAAAAAUCGCCUAUUUGAAGGCUACGGCAAAGAUUCAGCUCCAUUGCCCCCCAGAGAAGUCAUUUGCACGCGAAAAUUAAAUGGAUACAAAAUAUCUUGGCAACAUGAC
This is a messenger RNA of Xenia sp. Carnegie-2017, 1206 nucleotides long. Its product is annotated as protein turtle homolog A-like. The annotation marks the transcript as partial. NCBI's taxonomy places the organism in Eukaryota, Metazoa, Cnidaria, Anthozoa, Malacalcyonacea, Xeniidae. Gene Ontology annotation, molecular function: cell-cell adhesion mediator activity. Gene Ontology annotation, cellular component: axon; plasma membrane. Gene Ontology annotation, biological process: homophilic cell-cell adhesion; axon guidance; dendrite self-avoidance. The transcript has 5 exons. The record is from RefSeq and is a predicted model, not a curated record.